This is a messenger RNA of Micropterus dolomieu (smallmouth bass), 1658 nucleotides long. Its product is annotated as deleted in malignant brain tumors 1 protein-like. Gene Ontology annotation, cellular component: membrane. Bases 30 to 1658 code for a protein of 542 amino acids. The record is from RefSeq and is a predicted model, not a curated record. The transcript has 10 exons. Lineage: Eukaryota; Metazoa; Chordata; Actinopteri; Centrarchiformes; Centrarchidae.
CUACUGAUAACUGACACAGAGCAGCUGUCAUGUCAGCUAUGGGGAGCAUACAGCAGAGAAACCUUCGCUAUUUGGCCCUUGUCUUUUUCCUCCUGACCGCUUCUUCACCUGCUGCAGAUGGUCAGAUCAGACUAGCUGGGUCCGGGUCUACUCGGUGCUCUGGAAGAGUUGAAAUCUAUCACAACAACACCUGGGGAACAGUCUGUGAUGACAGCUGGGGCUUAAAUGAUGCUGAGGUGGUGUGCAGGGAGCUGGGCUGUGGUGCAGCACUGAGUGCCCCUCAGUCGGCCCAUUUUGGUCAAGGAACCGGUCAAAUCUGGCUUGAUGAUGUGGGCUGUUCAGGAAGUGAAAGGUCUCUGACUCAGUGUCAGCAUGGAGGAUUUGGGAAACACAACUGUGGACAUAAUGAGGAUGCUGGAGUGGUCUGUUCAGAGAGCCUCUCAAAGCCCAGCAUCUCCAUGAAUCCUGCUGGUGAGGUUACCUGGGGUCAGAACGUCAGCAUCACUUGUUCCAUCUCAAUUCAGGUUAAUUUAGGUGGAACAUUCCUCCUGCAGCAGACCUCAGGUUCAUUAAGAAAGACCCAAACAUCAAGUACCAACUCUGCUACCUUCAUUAUACCUAAAGUGAACUUUGAUAACGAAGGAUCGUACCAGUGUCAGUAUCAGACAAGUGUUUCAAGACGAGACUUCAGCUCCCCUUUAAGUGACUCUGUCAGACUCUCUGUUACUGGUGUUCUGAUCAGACUAGCUGGGUCCGGGUCUACUCGGUGCUCUGGAAGAGUUGAAAUCUAUCACAACAACACCUGGGGAACAGUCUGUGAUGACAGCUGGGACUUAAAUGAUGCUGAGGUGGUGUGCAGGAAGCUGGACUGUGGUGGAGCACUGAGUGCCCCUCAGUCGGCCCGAUUUGGUGAAGGAACGGGUCAAAUCUGGCUUGAUGAUGUGGCCUGUUCAGGAAGUGAAAGGUCUCUGACUCAGUGUCAGCAUGGAGGAUUUGGGAAACACAACUGUGGACAUAGUGAGGAUGCUGGAGUGGUCUGUUCAGAGAGCCUCUCAAAGCCCAGCAUCUCCAUGAAUCCUGCUGGUGAGGUUACCUGGGGUCAGGACGUCAGCAUCACUUGUUCCAUCUCAAUACAGGUUCAUUUAGACGGAACAUUCCUCCUGCAGCAGACCUCAGGCUCAUUCAGAAAGACCCAAACAUCAAGUACCAACUCUGCUACCUUCAUUAUACCUAAAGUGAACUUUGAUAACGAAGGAUCGUACCAGUGUCAGUAUCAGACAAGUGUUUCAAGACGAGACUUCAGCUCCCCUUUAAGUGACUCUGUCAGACUCUCUGUUACUGUGAGACUGCAGCCGCCCAGCAUCUCCCUGACGUCUCCUAACAGAGGUUCAGAGGUCACCAGGGGGGACAGCUUUGUCUUCACCUGCUCCACUUCCUCCCACUAUCCCACUGGUGUUUUCUUCCUCAUCUUCUCUGGCUCCAACAUCACUGACCCCAAGCCAGCAGUCAACCACUCAGCCUCCUUUAACUUCCCUGCUGCUGAGUACGAACACCAGGGCAACUACAGCUGUGUGUAUGAAGUCACAUGGUCUACACGGAAAUACACUUCUCCCAUGGCUGCACCAGUUAGUGUCGUCAUCAAAACUAAGAGAAUUUAA